Gekko japonicus is the source of this 2230-nucleotide messenger RNA. It is a transcript of the gene DPCD, whose product is annotated as deleted in primary ciliary dyskinesia homolog (mouse). The transcript has 7 exons. NCBI's taxonomy places the organism in Eukaryota, Metazoa, Chordata, Lepidosauria, Squamata, Gekkonidae. The record is from RefSeq and is a predicted model, not a curated record. Bases 20 to 631 code for a protein of 203 amino acids.
AGAUGCGUCCAUCUGCAGUAUGGCUGGGGACAACUGGCUGGCGCAGUUGCGCUCGGCGCGCAAGACCGCUUUGCUCGGGGACGGCAAGCGAAAAAUCCAUUACUUGUUUGACAAUGGAAAGGAGAUGGCUGAGGAGUAUGACAUGAAGACCAACCAGCUGCUUCUGAGGAAAUGGAGAGAGAAGAAUGCUCUGGGGGCUUAUGGCAGUUGGCAGGUCGAAGUGGGAGAGCCAACCAUGCCUGCAGUGGGAACCCUGGAUCGUGAGCUCAUAAAAGAGAGUAGUACCAAUCCUGUCUUUAUGCGAAAAGAUACCAAGAACAGCUUCCAGUGGCGGAUUCGGAACUUGCCAUAUCCUAAGGAUGUUUACAGUGUUUCAGUGGAGAAGGAUCAGCGCAGCUGUGUUAUCCACACAACAAACAAGAAGUACUACAAGAAGUUCUCUAUUCCUGACCUAGACAGAUUCCAACUGCCUUUGGACUGCAGUGCUCUGAGCUUCACGCAUGCCAACAACACACUGAUUAUCACAUAUCAGAAACCACCAGAGAUUCUGGCUGCAGAAGAGGAACUACAAAAGGAGCUUAAUAAGAUCAAGGCAGCUAAUGAUGGAGAUGGAGAAUGCAAGACGCAAUAGCUGCAGAACUUUGCUACUGGUAGCCGGUUGCAAACAGAUUUUUUUCUGUCAUUUCAGACACAACCAUUUUAGCAACUGGCUGUUAACGGAUUUUAUUUACGUUUUCAUAGAAAGCUGCUUGCGUCUGGUUAGCAAAGGGUGGUUGAGCCAUUCUUGAGGACAUUUCCAGUUGAUUGAAAGACAACGGUCAAGUAAGAACACAAAGUGUAUUUGAAAUGUGGCGGAAUUACCUUUGACUUUUCAAGGGAUAUUUAAAUAAGUACAGUAUCAGUUGAUGACUUUUCUCUGUUUGGCCCAUAUUUGAUACUGUCACACUUAUGUAAAAUUUAAAGCAUUACUCCCUCACCCUAAAACUCUACUUUUCAUUUUAUAGUGCUUAUUUGAUCACACUGGUACCUUUCCUUUUAAAACAAAAGCAAAUUUGCUUCCUUUCAUGCAAGUUCUAUAUUGAACAUAUGUGACAACCUACAAAACCUCAUAGCUAUCUUCAUGCAAAUGUUUUUAAAAGGAUUUUCUAAAAAAUCCAACCACAAAGAAAAGUACACGAUGCAUGCCUACAUCCUACACUGCACAGUCCAGAAGUCAAAGUCUCAAAACCAAUUCUACAAGAGCAGCCAUUUCCCACUUCAGAUGGGACAAAGUCAAAGCAAAUAUGAACCCCAUAACUCUAUGGAACAAAUAUCAGCUAGUAGUAGGAUGCUAAAGGAAUAUGUCAAAUGAAUGCUGAAGUGUUUGCUACAAAGUACUGACAGGGUCCAGGGUAUUCUGCUAGUGCCUGGGUAUAUUGUACAGUGUACUGAGGAUAAAUUAUUCACUCCUCUGACCCUUUCCGGCUGCUUUUAGGUCUUAUUAGUGAAUUCCAUCCUCAGCUCGCAGCUGAAUGUCAGAUACAUAUUUCUGCCCCUGUGUGAGAGGAGUUCAUCUAUUUCUGUACUGAAUUUUGUAGAACAGUGGUACUCACGGAAAGGCACAUUCACAGCUACCAUCAACCAAGAGCCAUAGGACUACUGCACGCCUUAUAUAACACCUCACCAAACAUAAAACAACAUCACAUAUAACCGUUACUAAAUAUAUAGCUAUAAUACUGUUAAUUACAAGAGUACUUCUAAACAUGUAAAUUUGUCCCUACCACGGCUGAACCUUAGCCAGUCUUCAUGUAGCUAGGUUGAGGGGAAGGUCUUGCAGAGCAGACUUUUGACCCAAAACAGCAUGUGAGUUUUUUAGGUUCUCCAUAACUAUAAGGGAAUGUAUUAAAUAAAUGCUUCUCUUAUGUCAAAAGCCACCCAGGUGCUAAGAUGAGAGCACAGAAGCUGCAGAGAAGGGGGUGGGCUUGUUAGAGAAGAUGGGCUCUUCCAUCUCUACCAUGAGGCCUGCUGCUCAGGGACACUCAGAGCUUACACAUUCUCCAGUGUGCUGCUGUUUCAAGAUGGGGAACCACCUGCCAGUUACAAGCCCCAUCAGGCAAUGGCCAUGCCCACUUUCCAGAAGCAUGGGUGCCACAAAGGGGAACUGUGCUCAGAGGAGUCACUGAGCAUCAAUGCUGCAGAAGGGAUUACAUGAUGAGUGGAUGAGCAAAUAAAACAGUGUGAUCAUACACAU